ACAAGCUUGUACGCUCAGGCGGUUUCGUGCUGCAAUACUUGCUUGACACACAUUCACCUCUCGCUGUUAGCGCUCUGCUAUUCCCGAUUUUUCUUUGGUCGGGUCGGUAAGGAUGAAGGGGCUCAUCUACCUUCUGACAGCCUUCACCCUUCUGGGAAUCAGUGAAGGGCUUCUCAACACGACCUCUCCACCAGGUUGGAUUCCACCUGGCGGCCCCAGACUUGGGGUCAGCGUUAAAGCAACGGUAAAGGGAGCCAAGGUUCAGAGCGAGCUCUUGAAGGUCCUUAGCAGGAACGUACCUGAGAGAAAUCAACCCAAUGCUAACCGGUCUCCACGACAGGCGAUUGCCAGGACAGGUGGACACUCACAUCAAUCGAGCUCGAAUCAGAAUCAUCCUUUCUACAGCAAGCCUGGGAACCCCAAACCAAACUUCGAGACGUAUCGAGGGAAGAACUGGUGUGCUUAUGUGCACACGCGACUCUCACCCACCGUAACAAUGGACAGCGUGCAGACCUAUGUGUCUAUGUCGGCACAAGUGUGUCCCUGGAAUACCAGGAGCUGCCAACCGAGGUAUCAGAUCAUGAACCGCCCGGCUUACAGGAUGAAGCACAAAAUCGUGACCUCGUUGGAAUGGAGGUGCUGUCCUGGUUACACUGGAGCAAAAUGCGAACCCAAAGAGCAACAGUUGAAGAGACAAGCUGAGGAGAACCAAGCAGAGAGUCACGUGGCUGUGGAAACUCCAAGGGAUCAGCAGCACAAUGAUCCAGCAUUGACAGCAAAAUUCAGCGACAAGUUGUACAAUCAGGAGACGAAGCUGGGCCUGCUGCAGAAGAAGGUGGAGAAUAUUUCUGCCAGCAUGAAUGAUGUGCAGAGUGUGCUCCUCUCGCUGGAGGGUAAGAUGAAUGAAGACAGCGGAAAAGACCCACAGUCGACUUCCAAAGUAAUGAAAUCGAAAGGGAUUCAGGACCUGGUGAAAGAACUCGUAUUUCAACAGACCCGGGCCUUUCAAGAGAACAUCCAGGAGUCCGUGGCUCAGCUCUAUAAAGUCAUCUCCAGUUUAACAGAAGAGCUCGAGAGCACGAAAGCAACAAUCAAGCAAUUGAAUAAGAGCAUUUCGUCACAGCCUGAAAAUUUCAGCCCUGACCCCAAGAAGCAAGAUCCUGCGGUGAACAGUGAAAUACAGGAAAUCAGAGAGCAAGUGAUCCUCCUGAGAGCUGAAGUCUCCCUGACCUGCAACAAUACAUCUCAGGAUAUACAGGAAGAAAUCAAAUCUCUUGAUGGCGAAUUGGUAAAGGAACAGGAGAGGAACAGUGUUUUCUUUGAUAUCAUCAACCGCACACUUUCACAGGUAGGAGAAGCUCAGAAGCAACUGAUCUCUGAGCAAUCGCUCCGAGACAUAGACACUGCAGUCCCCGAAAUAGGAGGUGCCCAGAAAAAUACAAGGCUCCAAAACUAUUUUCUCAGUCUGGCUGAGAAAGUCCGAGCGCAGAACCAUAUGAUAGUGAAGCUGUAUGCAAAAUUGAACACACAGGACGCGCAGCUCUCCAAUUUAACUAACGCUGGGGGAAGACAUGAUGAGCUGGCCACAACGUGUCAAGAUUUGAUUGAAGAGUCCAAUAGUAACUUGCAGAACCAGCUGCACCAAAUGCAGAAUCACACGCAAUAUUUGAACGCAACAUUCUUCAACAUCUUCACCUCAUUUGACGAUGCAAUGGAGUCAGUGAACGAGAGGAUUAGCAAUCUAGCGUACGACAUGGAAAUCCUGCAACCUAUUGCUGAAGAGGAAAGGCUGGCCCUCGUACCUCCCGAUGAAGGCCACAGGUCAGAUGUCGCGGCCCUCAGAAAGCGCCUGGAGGUUCUGAGUUCCAGAGUCGAGCGUUUAGGCUCAGUUGUCAAAGACGUAGCUGAAGAGCGAGGACUGAGAAGCAACAGCGGAGAGGAAGAAGAAACAUUCAACAGGUUUAUGGCUGAAUGUCGUCUCGAAAUCGAGGAUGGUUUGAAUGACACAAUGAUCGUGCUCAAUGAUGCUGUCGAUUCCAUCAGAGAUAAUUACUACGUCCUGAAAAAGAAUCUGACUGAUCUGAGGCAGUAUGUUAUGGGACUGCCAUAUCUGAGUGUAGCAAACCAGAAGGAUUGUCUGGCUCUGAUCCCCCAAUUCAAGAGGUUAAAUGAUUCCUUUAUGGUGCUGCUGGAUGAUAUGGUGAGACACCAGAACGCUUUGGAAACGAUGGGUGCCAUUAAGGACAUAGCGGACAUUGAGAACGAAUUGAGCAACCUCCCAAACAUCGUGAUGAUGUCCGAUCUGUUAAAUGGAACUGCGGUCAAAACAGAGGAUCACCAGCAAAUGAUCCAGCACCUGGAGGAGAUGGUCCUUCAGUCACCUGCUGGAACCAGUGAUCAUGAAGCCCGGAUUCUCGCCCUUGAAUCCAAGCUGGAAUCAACUCUGGCUAACUCCAAAUCAUUCCAAAAGUCCAAGAAAACCAAAAAGUUAGAGAAAACCAAGCCCCCUGCCCCGAAGUAUCAAGAGCUGAGACGCAAGCUCUCGGAACUCGAUUCUAAAUGCUUUAAGCUGGGUGACAGAGUCUCAAUGCUCAGCGAAGAGACCGGCCACACCUGGGGCUUUUGCCAGAAUUUAUCUGUAUCAGUGGCUCAGAUCAACGCGAGAAUCCCGCUGCUUGUGUCGCCAGAGGCGAAGCUGAACGCCACAAAUCAUCAGGAACAGCCCCACGAUUUCACGCAGUCUAUCAGUGAAGCCACUGGUGGAGGGGUCUUCCUCACUAAUGUCACAGAGUACAUGGACAACGCACUUUCUGUCGUCAUUGGGAAUAUCACAAAGCUCCAAAGACAAAUGAAGCAGAUUUACAAGAAGCAAGCGGUGACAGUUAAACCCAACGUGACAGCCGGAGCUGGGAGAAGCCAGCGAUAUGCGGAUACUAAUGAUGAUUCAGUGGAACCAGCCAGCUGCAGCAGCUCUCCAUGCCAAAACGGUGGCACGUGCAUCAAUCAAGGGAAAGGCUUUGUUUGUGCCUGUCGGCCGCCUUUUGGUGGUCCCAGCUGUGACAUAAAGCUCCUGGACGAAAAUGCCUUGAAGACUGAUUUUUCAAGAGGAUCGUACAGGUAUGCUCCAAUGGUCACCUUCUUCGUGGCACAUACCUACAGCAUGAGCACUCCGGGUCCCAUCAAGUUUAACCAUCUGAUGGUCAACUACGGGGCCUCGUACGCACCAGGCAGCGGAAAGUUCUUGGUUCCCUACCUCGGAGUGUACGUCUUCAAGUACACGAUUGAAUCGUCCACCCAGUACUUGUCUGGUUACCUGGUAGUCGACGGAGUGGACAAGCUGGCUUUCCAGUCUGAGCAUGGCAGUGGUUCGGUCUCCACCAGCAGAGUUGUGACAGGUGACGCAGUGCUGGAACUCAACUAUGGGCAGAGAGUGUGGUUAAGAUUGAUGUCAGGCUCAAUCCCAGCCAAAUAUCCACCAGUUACAACAUUUGGUGGCUAUUUGCUUUACCGCACAUAAAAAGAACAACCGAUAAUACAUGUAAAGACGCUUCCGUACAAUCAGCAGAAUAGGUGCAAGAACCAAUUUAUAAUCCUUUUAGCGCUCGUUUUUUUUGAAAGGUAAACUCAACCCCUUCAGUCGGUGGAGAACCCAAAGCUAUGUAUGAUGGUGGUUAUGUUAAUAGCCACUUUCAAUUGUCAUUCUCCUAAAUUGUGAGCCUGUAGCAGUCACCGUCAUUGACGCAGCACGCCCUGGGUCUCUUGUUUGUUGUGCUUACGAGAACAGCCUUGCUAUUUUAUUGUCCUGGCGUUUUAUUUCAAAAACAUCAGCGAGAGAGAAAAAAAUAUUCAGAGCAAAACCUUAGUACUGAAGUAUUUAACACGUGGUCCGAUGCAGAGCUGCACAGGGUCUGUGAACAACACAAGCGAAGAGCAAUCUGAAAUGUGAAUAUCCGUCUGUAAUUUCUCCAUUGCUGCAAAUUGUAACCUAGGAUUGAGGUUUUCUCAGUGAAGGCAUUGGAUACAAGUUUAUUUGAUGGACUUUGAUGGAAAGGAAAGGCUUCAUUUUUCAACACUUCUCAGUGUAGUGUAACAUUGAUGAGGUGGGUUUCGCCCAUGAUGGAAUUUUCCCCUUUGCGAGGCUCAAUGUCAAGGAUGCCACAUCUAUAGGGUGAUGUAAAAUUCUGCCUGGUCUCAGUCUGUAGGACCUGUUUUGUCUUAACCUUUUAAAAUUCUUGAAAAUGAUUAAAUUGAGCCUGAGCGUGGAAGCUGUUUCUUAUUAAGAACUUCAGAAAACUGAGCUUAACCAGCUCAGAUUAGACGCAGUUUGAAGGGGCCUCUCGAGAUGUGCGUAUCGAAGGAACGCCGUCUGCAUAGAACGUGCCCGGUUUUUUGUUUGGAGAGAUAAGAGAGGGAGAAAGCAUCAAGAUGAGAUGUGCACAAGGACGCGCGGGAAUGCACUGUAUAUUUAUGAAAUCAAAAAUCAAAAUGGAACGGCAGGCGUUUUUUCACGAAGAUCCUUACCCCUUUAAGAGUGGAACGCAACCCUGUUGUUUCUCAAGCGCCGUUAAGGCAGAGGCUUGACAGGUCCGGUUUCCGGCACCUUUGCCUCUGUGAGCGCGAAACAAGAAUCUAAUUGUACUUGCAGAAUGAGUGAAGUUUCAUCUCAUCCACAAUUAUUAUUCUCACUGUUGUUAUUAUUGGGGCGAACGUAAUUGUGCAAGCGGUGUGUGGGCUGUUUCGGAUUAAAGCGAAACGGGUUGAGUUAAGGAGGACUGGAAGCUCGUGCUUAAAGCCAGUGCCUGAUCAGUGUCUGAUUCACAUUUAGAGGUCACACAUAUGUAAUCCCUUGGACAUCCGCAUGCUCCGCACCUGAAACUAGGUUACCAGCUUGUCAGCGGAUAACAAUUUAAACCGUGUGAAGUCAAGUAAUACUUUGCUGCGUCGAUUGAAAUCAUUGUGUGGUGUACAGCAACUGAUAGGUUUGGCUUCGAGUCAGUUGGAAGUAACCCUAUUGAAGCUCGUGAAAGAACAAACGCAAUAAAAUCACUGUAUCAUUACAGACACUUUGGGAGGUUCAGAAUUGCGAGGUUAAAAUAGUCAUAUUGGAAGAUAACAUUAUUGGAUGGGAAUUAUAAGAGGGAAGGUCAAUUUCUAUCAUGAAAUAUCCCCAUGUUGAAAAACUGCUCACAGCGCAGAUUGAAGCAAUAAUGAGAGAAAUGACAAAGGGAAAUGUAAUAAUGCAUUUCAUAUCAGACAUCACAUGUCGGAGCUUUAAGUUGCCAACAAGACAGUGUUUGCAUUCUCCAAUGGAAACAUGAUUUCCCUCCGUUCCUGGUAACUCGUUUAAAUCUAUGGGGGAAAAAAAAACUUCAUAAACCACUGAACCACUUGUUCUCAUUAAGUAACGGCAAUGGUAUGCCUUAGACUGCAUUGCUGAGCUGUGCUGCAUAUAAGCUCAUCUCUGAAAAAUGAAAUCCUGUCUAAAAUCUCAUUUUUUUUUAUUAAUUCAACAACCUACAUGGGCUCGCAUUGCUCAGCACUCUCAUAGUGUAUGGUGAUAAACUGUAGUAUGCAACAAAGCCCCCCAGAUCACUCCAAUUCUAAGCAAAGAGUUAGUUUUAAUAAUGUUAGUUUCAACAUAAAGCAUCAAUUUGAAGGUUUAACUCUCUAAAUCUAGUGCAAUAGAUAAGAAUUGAAAUUUUCUGUGUGUAAACCUCCUGUCAGAGCUGCUCUUUCACAAAUGCAAUGCGUAUAUAACCAAUGCGUUCCUUUCAAUGAUUAGCCAACUUUCGAAGCCCAUUUCAUGCACACGAAUGCAACGGCUAAAAUGUUCUCUUUUCUGAAGUAGAAAUUGAGCGGCAAUUCCCUCUGGUUUCAGUUUUAUAAUUCCUCUGCUUGUACUUUAACACCAGCUUCCCUGCAGGAGAUCAGUGAACUAAUGGCCUUUAGAAAACUAUACGAGCUUGAAUGUUUUAUUAAACGUUGUUUGAGAGGCCUAAAUUUGUGGUGUUUCUUAAGGGGAUUCAUUAAUAAGGAAUUUGAGUCACUCAAAUGGGGAAUCCUUCCGGGAACUGCUCUCCAAUGCAAUCACCUUCUGAUUUAUGGGAAUUCUAAUUUCAAACGGGAUAUUUAGGAAUCUCCAUUCAGAAAUGCUGCAAAUCGUACCUCACAUUUGUCAUACAUUUUCCAUGCAAAAAUUUCUCUGAGAUACCGAUGAUGCAUUUGAUAAACUGUAAAUGUAAUGCUUGUCUCCUUACUGUGUAAAAUCCUAUGACUGUUUCCACGGUAAAAUAAAUUGCAUCUAAUAUGUUAACAGUUUUGACAUAUUUAAUAGGGUGAAAUAAUGUCUUGUUAUUUUUAAGAUUGUAUUUUAGAAGACGAUUGCAUCAAAUUAAGGCAAUAAACAAAACAGUAACGCUUUCUGAAA
This is a messenger RNA of Callorhinchus milii (elephant shark), 6427 nucleotides long. RefSeq names its product multimerin-1. The transcript is spliced from 8 exons. Gene Ontology annotation, molecular function: calcium ion binding; extracellular matrix constituent conferring elasticity; protein binding. Bases 113 to 3517 code for a protein of 1134 amino acids. The record is from RefSeq and is a predicted model, not a curated record. NCBI's taxonomy places the organism in Eukaryota, Metazoa, Chordata, Chondrichthyes, Chimaeriformes, Callorhinchidae.